AUAGAAAAACACUGCGGGAAGUAGAAUGAGUACUUUACAUUGUAUUUUUCGUUAACAUCGAGGAACCCGACUUUCUCUCUAAUAUCAAUCUCGUUUUUUUACUUUCGCCAGUCUUUAUAAAGUAAGGCAUUUUAAGCUACGUUGCGCGUCAUAUGUUUUUAUCCUUAUAUGGUGUGUGACAUAACACUCAUUAAAUUAUAAUAAUGUAAGUUUGAAUUAAUGGGUAGUAUACUGACGACCUCAUUAAAAUUUGAACAUUUAAGGUGAUAAGGCUGUCAAUGUUUCAAAGAAAAUAGUGUUGAUGGAUUUUUAAUGUGAUAUGCAUUUGGAAAAGCAUAAGUAUACUUUUCCAAACAGAUUUGAAAAAGCUUUUUGAAAUCUGUUUUCUUAGAAAGAAAUAGAGUUAAUUUUGAUGCUAUCGGUAGUCAAUCCACUUAGUUUGCAUUCAGCGGACCUCAUUCGAGUUCUGUUUCACCUACUUUGUUUUGUGCUGUGUGGUGGUACCAUUAAUUAAUGAAACUACCCCACAGCGGUUAUAACUGUUCCCAAAUAGUGUGACUCAUGUCCGAGCUUAUAAAUAUGCAUUUGCGUGUUGAGACAAAGAGCGGCUUCUCUUAUAUCAGAUUAUCAGGUUGCGUCGUCACCUACACUUGACUGUCACCCCAUGAAACUUUUUUGAAGUGGAUGAUAAGAUGUACUUGCUUAACAUCAUCUCUAAAAGUUUAUAAUAUGACUAAUACUUAGUUAUAUUCACGAAGAUAAGCAACUUAAACUAAUCCAUACGUCACCGUUCUUAUAUGAAUUUAAAGCAUCUGAAUACUAUUUCUUCGGAAAUAAGUUUCAGUAUUAAUAGACAUUCAGUUUUUAUUCUAUUUAUUAUCAGUCAGUCAGCUGCAACGUAGGACCAGGCACAUAUAUGCAUCGGCCCAAGUUGUUAUACCUCAUUAGCACAACAAGAUGAACACCGUAUUCAUAGAAGUAGUUAAUUCAGUGGCAGUAAUAUAUAAAAGGAUGAUUUCAUACAAGGAUAUGAUACAGAGAGGAAGAAUUAUUCAGUAGAAAGAAAGAUAUAAAGCAAUUUUAAUCUCAUCGUUUAAGGGGUAGACAAAGAGUGUAUACACCUACGUCAUUGUGAUAGAUUCUGAGCCAUGUCACCAAAAGUCUCCAACUAUUGGUUAUGAUAGUCACGCGGACCUAAACCAAGUAGUCUGUAUCUACCAACAUGGCUAAGACCAGAAGUUAGUGACUACAAGCAUUGAUGCCACGUUUUGGUUUGUCCGCCCCUAACUUUCUUCCAACCAUGCUCAACACCGAUUAACAUUGCACGUCGUGGUAAUCGGUGUUCAGGCAUAUACAACACAUGGCCCAACCAUCUCAGUCGAUGAAGAUUGACAACCUUAUCAACUGAUUUACCAUCAUUCCCUAAUACCCAAGAUAAGUGAAGUUGUAAAUACGUUCGACCACUUCACUCCCUACUCUUAGUUCAGGUGUUGACGCAGACAAGUCCUGUAGCAACAACUUGCAUUUAGAGGGAGAGAAGCGCAUCCCAAAUACCUUUGUUGCUCAGUGCUAACAAAAGACUUUGCAUUUUGUUAGCGUCUUCACCAAACAGGACUAUAUCAUCUGCGUAUUCUAAAUCGAUAAGUGGACCUCCUAUAAGGAGAUCAAUGCCCGAGAAUUCAGUCGAUGAGAGCGUUAUUUCCAUCAGUAGAUCUAUGAUGAAGUUAAAUAAAAAAGGAGAAAGUGGACAGCCUUGAUGGACUCCACUUGAGGUUGCAAAAGCAGAUGGCAGUUCACCAUAAGCUCUGACUCGACUAGUAGUGUUCGAGUAAAGAUACACGAAGGGUGUAUCUCGUCGGCUCACCGUCUUUCCGAGGUGAGGUCAAGUGAAUGACCACUCUAGGAUCCUUUAUGCGUGUUUCAGAGACACAGCAUACAUCAAUGGUACGAGAUUCUAAGGUUUUAGCCAAGAAAGCCUGCUGACCGAUUUGACACAGUGUGUGUACGUCGAAGGCUCCAAUGUGUAGUUUGUAGUGAGGUUUCAGUAGACCUGGGACAGUGUUUUGCGCACUAGAAUUGUUGGCUAUCGUGACAUUUGAGGAGGAAACCAAAAGAGGAAGUUUAGUGUAGAAAGUCGAUCUAGGAAGAAUAAUAGGAAUUGAAGAGGGAUUAUUUUAUUAUUUUGUUUUAACAGGUAGAUAUUGGUACAAGAAGGCACCAAAUAUGUAUGCGCCACACAGAUAUCAAUUGAUAUAUGUGAGGGCUGUGAUACUGCACGGGUGCUCAAACCGAAGCAGGUGGUUUCCUUAGGAAACCACACCAUGAGCCUUUGACCUGAAGAUCUGAUCCACAAGGCAGUGGAGCAUCGUAAGGAGAUACAGUCCCACGAUAGUCGGUGACCAACGAUUGGUUCAUACGCCAUUUGUUCCUUCAGGAUACUGGAGCCCAUGUGCACCAUUGGUUUGGAUCCGGUUAAAGCGCCGGACAUUCGCCUUUCGUCCUCUCAUUUUCGGUUAUCACUCCCCGGUUGCCCAUACCGUGGAAGGGUUCUUCUGGAGGUACCUGGAAAGGAAAUUGGAUUAGAGGUGGUCAUAGUGACCUGAGAGCGUGACCGCAGUGCCCAAGGGACAGUUGCUUGAGGUCGGUCACACACGACCUUUUUAUGAGUAGUUUUUGUGUUAGCUCCGUACUUGUUGAGACCUUACCGCCGGAGACGGAUAUCCGUGGGAUAAGGCGAGGUGUGCAUUUUUUGGGUCGACAUUUUCUAACCCCACUACUUCUUGUAGGAAGGCAGCAUCGCUGUUAUGCUGGUUGUCUGAAAGAAACAUCUUACUGCUGUCACACCUCUGUACAGUGAGCAGUACGACUUCGCCUUCGGACCUUAGAUUUGUAGCUUUUGGUCUUACUGCUCUUGAACCGACCUGCCUGAUAUGGUGGGACCUUGAGGAACGGUCGUUCCAGCCAGUAUAGCUCAGUUGCUUCAUCACGAUAGGCAAGCUCGACCACCACAUCAAGGUAGCAACAACGGCGGGGAUUCUGUUUAUUAUAUGAUUACAUGUACUCCCUUCUGCUGUGCCUGUGAUGUUUCCCCACAACAGGAGAUUACAAACUAUGUCCGCUUAACUAGCUGGUAAAAAACACGAGAUAAAUCCAGAUUUACUCUACAUAAGAAGAAAUACAGACUUCUAAAAUCCUACAGCUCAUGAGAAUAAUGGCUGUGUAUGCUUCAGAUUGAUACGCUUGUUCACUAAGCUAAUUAUAUUCAACCUCAAUUUCAUUAUGAUAAGUGAGACUUCCUGUUCUUUCUUUCUGCCAGUUAGAUAGGGUUUUUAUAUAGAUUUUUUAAUAAAAACUGAAGAAAUUCAGUUGUAUCCGAAUUUCUCGAAUUAUAUAUCGAUCAUAACAACUCAUCAGUUCUCACUGAACACAAAAUCACAGUAAGUUAACCAAUACGAACGAAAACACAUCAAACAAAAUGUAUACAGAAUUAAAUAGCACAACUGGAAAUACACUAAAAAUCAAUUAAAUAAUUCAUUUCGAGUAAUUAAUCACAGUAUUGUGUUAAGUUAGUUGGUCAAUAACCACCUUAGAUUGAUAUGCAAAUUUUUAUAGACUGAUUUUGUUUCUUCAAUGUACUUGGAGGCGUUAUAUCCUCAACACAUGACUAACAUCAAACGAAUUUUUCCAGUAUCACUGUGAUCACAGCCAAAAAUAAACCAUAAUCUCAGCUACAAAAUGGUCUUGAAACCACCAUCACAAGUUCACUUAAUAGACUUUUCGUAAAAGAGUACAUUAAGCAUCACAUAUAUGUUUCUAAAGAAAGUUAAUUCUACCUAAUUUUGGUUGUUUGAACAUUUAAACUCUAAAUACAGUUACAUCAAUUGAUGAUAUUUUCCAGUAAUUAACUAUUAUGUCCAUCGACAGAAUUCCUCAUUCUAUUUUUGUCAUUAACGCAUUAUGUUAUUGUGAAACUAAUACUUUCAGUGCUCUGAAAUUGGUCGGAAUAUCUGCUAUAUUCUAGGAUUUAUCACUACCAACAUAUUCUAAUGUCUCACAAAAAACACAAGCAAAAAAGAAAGCAUAAGAAAUCAAGCACUGAUGAUUCUUCAUCAGAGAGUGAUUAUGAAUGGAAACAAGAUGAUCAAAGUCUACAAGAAAAAUCUACUAAAAAAGGUGACGUACAGGAAAAUAAUUGGAUCACUGAUGUUAAAUCUCUGGACUGCUUUUUUGAUACAUUUAGUUCAAAGCCAAAUGGGAAUAAAGCAACGAAAAAUAGUCAGAGUAAUAGCUACAAAAUGAAUGAGCUUAAUCCUUACUUGAAAGAUGGGGGGAGUGGUUUGCCAAAUAGUGAAACUUCUUCAAAAUCUGUUUUGACAGACGAUAAUCAAUCAUGGCUGUACAAGUCAUUCAUUCGUUGUGUUGACACAUCUAAGGAGACGGGUGUUAGUUUAAGAAAUGUAUUGCUUCAGCGUUGGGACGAAGAUACUGUGAAUGAUAUGUUGAAUAGAUUCGGAGAUAGACAUGGAAAUAACAAAUGUUCCACAACGCAGUUUAAUUCUAACACAUUGGACAUGAAACCACGUUGGCGUAAAUGUCAGACUACUAAUCCUACUACUGAUAACAAAUCAUUGUCUCAUUUACAUUCAAAAAGAGUUUAUUCGCCCGAAAAUACUGAAUCAUUAUCAAAGCAAAAAGAAUUAAUCACGGAAUCAGAAAAUUCUAUAAAUGAUUGUCAAAGAACAUUUGAAGAACGUUUAGUUACAAAUGAUGACAUAAAUUCAAUCGCCGCAAAGGUGAUGCGAGCAGAAUUGGAGUCGAAUCAUGUGAAAGUAAAAAAAUUAAAAGCAAAUUUAGAGAAAUUACGUGAAGCUAUGCGUCGUGGUAUUAAAGUACGAAUUCAUACUGUACAAAAGAAUAAAACAAUCCAUAAUCAGUCAGGAGAUAAUCAGUCUAAAAUAAUUGCAUUAACACGUUUAAAUGAUCAAGGUAUUGAAAUACCAGUACAUAUACGUAAUCUUCCAGGAACUUCACGUACCAAUGAUAAAAACUUACAACGUUUUAAAUCUCAUGACUCAACUGGACAACGGAUAGCCUUCUUCCCAGAAGAUAAUGAAAACCAACAAGUUGCUGAUAUGAUACGUGAUGAACGUUUACAUUCAGCAAGUGAUAUGGAUUUGGAAUUUUCAAGACUUGCUAGAAAGAGUGUAGAAGAUGAAUACACUGAUGCUUUUGUGAAAAAACGAGUAAAUGCUGAAAAAGAAGCUAUUAAAUGUAAACAGGAUGCUGUAUCAUCUUAUAAGAGAAGAUUAUUUGCUGAGUCAAAAUGUUUGACUUGUCUAGAACGUGUUCCUAAAUAUUUAAUUGUUAGUCUUGGUGAAAAGGUGUUCUUGUCUUUGCCGUCACAUAUUAGUAUGACACCAGGUUAUUGUUUACUUACACCUUAUGAACAUAUCAGUUCAACUACUCGACUAGAUGAAGAUGCGAUAAAAGAAAUUCAACAUUUCAAAUAUCAAUUAACUGUAAUGUUUGAAGAGCAGUACAGUAAAUCAGGUUGUGUUUUCAUUGAAACUGCUAGUAAAUCGGAUACUAUUCGUCAUCACAUACAAGUGGAGUGUAUUCCGGUUCCCAAAAAAUUAUACAACUCACUACCUGCUUACUUUAAGAAAGCCUUAAGCGAAAUUGGCUCUGAAUGGGAUCAAAAUCGUCGCCUGAUCACAUUAAAACCGGGUGGAUCUGGCGCGUAUGGUGCAAUUCCUCCGAAAUUUGCUUAUUUAGCUGUAGAGUUCGGUACUACAAAUGGUGGUUUCGCACGUAUUUUAGAUGAAGAACACGAAAUAUCUUCAUAUUCUGGACGUGAAAUCAUAGCUGGUGCACUAGACAAAGAACCUCGUCUAUGGCGUAAACCAAAAAUGGAGGAUUUUGAACAUUUACGUCAAAAAGUUGUAACUUUUGAAAAUCUAUGGCAUACAUACGAUAAAUGGCAACAGAAUAAACUGAAAACUCAUUCUUCAAAUGAUGCACAAAUAAUUAAUGAUGGAGAAUCAGGUGCAAACAACAAUGAAUUUGAACCAGAAGGUCCAGCUUUACCUCCAGGAUAUUGA
Schistosoma spindalis is the source of this 6101-nucleotide messenger RNA. Lineage: Eukaryota; Metazoa; Platyhelminthes; Trematoda; Strigeidida; Schistosomatidae. The record is from the annotation of a GenBank genome assembly.